Lactuca virosa is the source of this 1643-nucleotide messenger RNA. Lineage: Eukaryota; Viridiplantae; Streptophyta; Magnoliopsida; Asterales; Asteraceae. The record is from the annotation of a GenBank genome assembly.
UAGUCUAUUUAUUCAUUUCUCUGCAACUUCAUUCAAAAAGAACCCAAAAAAAAGAUCCGACCCGGAUAACUCUCCUUCCUCCCACUUCAUAGGAGCUUCCUUCAAUCCACUGCACAGAGAGAGAGAGAGAGAGAGAUAGUGUUAUGUUCAUAAUCCCAACAACAAUUUCAGGGAAAUAAAAUGGGUAAUUGUGCAUCAGCCCAAUUUAAAAUAGUUAGUUCAAAGAAACCACGACAUAUUCGUUCUAGAAAGAUCCGGAAGCAUGGAAAGCCAUGGAAGAAGAAGAAAAGUGAAGCAGGAAACCUUGUUGCUGUUACUGAAAUUGUUCACACAACAACCACUUCCACUAUCCAAGUCACUCAAAGAGAAUGGCAUCAAAGUCAAAUUGAUUCUAAUGUGAUUUCUCAAGAAGAAUCAUGGUUUGACUCGGUUAGCAAACUUGAAGAAUCCGGUUCGGAUGACGACUUUGAUAGCAUGGAUGGAGAUGAAGAAGUGAUUGAAUAUGAGACAUCUUCAUGCAUCAUCGGAAACAAUUGUACACAAACUGAGACAAGGACAUCAACCGUUAUCAGACUUUCAUUAAAGAAAACUUCAAUUGAUGGAGAAGAAUCCAAUGAACCCCAAUCUUCUGGAAAGUUCUUUUUUCGCCCCCGCGCAGGACUCUUGAUUCCAUGUUAUACAGAUGAGAAGCCGACACCUGGAUGUUGGUCUGCUAUUGACCCUUCGUGUUUCACUCUUCGAAGUGAAUCUUAUUUUAAAGAUAAAAAGAAAAUCCAAGCUCCAAGUUAUUGCCCUUAUAUUCCGUUUGGUGUUGAUCUCUUUGUGUGCCCGAAAAAAGUCAACCACAUUGCUCAACACAUUGAACUUCCUUCUUUAAAAGGAGAUGGCAAUUUGCCACCCCUUUUUAUUGUUAAUAUUCAGUUGCCUACCUAUCCUAUACCUAUGUUCCUUGGUGAUAGUGAUGGCGAAGGUUUGAGCCUUGUUUUAUAUUUCAAACUCUCUGAAACAUAUGAAAAAGAUAUCUCUCCCCAAUUUCAAGGGCUAAUCAAGAGUUUAUGUGACAAUGAAAUGGAAAAAGUAAAAGGAUUUAGGAAAGAUUCCCUUACAACUUUUAGAGAAAGAUUAAAGAUCAUAGUUGGUGUGGUAAACCCCGAUGAUCUUGUUUCAAAUAACACCGAAAAGAAGCUUUUGCAUGCUUACAAUGAAAAACCCGUUCUUUCACGCCCUCAACAUGAAUUUUAUCAGGGUCCAAAUUACUUUGAAGUUGAUCUUGACAUUCAUCGGUUUAGUUUUAUAGCAAGGAAGGGAUUAGAAGCAUUUCGUGAUCGGUUGAAAAAUGGUAUAUUGAAUUUGGGCCUAACAAUUCAGGCUCAGAAACCAGAGGAAUUACCUGAAAAAGUGCUAUGCUGUUUGAGAUUGAACAAGAUUGACUUUGUGAAUCAUGGUCAAAUACCUACUAUAAUGGCCACCAAUGAAGAUUGACAUUCUAUGACUUUUUGACUUUUGUUAUUCAUUCUUCACCAUUGUAAAUGAAAACUAAAGAUUUAUACUCUUAAAUCAUGAACAAAAUACAUAGGAUGAAAGAAAUCAUGUUUUUUUGACCAGGUCAAAUUCAAUAAGUUAGUCGAUGAUUAUGGUAGACC